Messenger RNA from Agelaius phoeniceus (red-winged blackbird), 3213 nucleotides. RefSeq names its product adenosine deaminase domain containing 1 (gene ADAD1). The record is from RefSeq and is a predicted model, not a curated record. NCBI's taxonomy places the organism in Eukaryota, Metazoa, Chordata, Aves, Passeriformes, Icteridae. Gene Ontology annotation, molecular function: double-stranded RNA binding; adenosine deaminase activity; double-stranded RNA adenosine deaminase activity. Gene Ontology annotation, cellular component: cytoplasm; nucleolus. Gene Ontology annotation, biological process: adenosine to inosine editing; RNA processing.
CGGAAAUGGCGAGCAGCAAUGGCUGCUUUGAGGGUGCGGCAAUGUUCGCCUUCGGCCUUGCACCUGAGAAGAUUUUGCCCCCCGAGGUUCUCAGACAGCCAAUUUCGAAGGAUCUCUCCGAGCCUGUGACUGCAAGGCUGAAUCCUCCACCUUGUAUGAUGUGCAGUGAACCAAGGGUGAUGAAAAAUCCAGGACAUUUUCUUUCUGAAGGAGUCGGCACCACCACAUUUUCAGCCUUUCCCUCACAGAGAGACCUGGAUUUGAUUGAAAGAUACAAACAGGGAGUAAUAAACUCAGUGUCUGCCUUGCAUCUGUUUGCCAAAACACACCACCUGCAGCUUGAAUUGAAAGAAACGAGCGUGGCAGGUGAUGUCAUAAGGCCUUACUUUGCCUUCUGUGCUGUGAUAAAUGGUGUUUGCUACAAGACUGGGCUGGGAAAGAACAAGAAGGAAUCUAAAUUAAAUGCAGCUAAACUGGCUCUUGCUGAGCUCCUUAACUUGGAGAAUACAGGGGCAAAGUUUUUUGAAGAUGCAGCUUUUCCCUGUGUUCCUGCUGAGCCCCGACCUCCAGGAAACUCGGCUUGUGUUUCAAGGACUGGAGGAGAACAUAUCUAUCAAAAGCUGUCACAAAUGCUUGAAGAAGUGUUUAACCGCCUGACUACCCAACACCCUGAGUACCAAAGCUGUGGCAGUUCCCUGGCUGCCUUCAUCAUUGAGAAGGGUGGGCAGCAUGAGGUGGUGGCCCUGGGGACAGGAGAAUGCAACUACAGCCGGCGCUCGGAGUCCUGUGGGAGGCUCUUGCACGACAGCCAUGCCAUUAUCACUGCCAGGCGUUCCCUGCUCAGAUACUUGUACAGACAUCUUUUGCUGUUCUAUAACAAAAAUCCAGCCAAGGCAGAGAGAUCCAUAUUUUGCUCAGCACCAGGCUCGAAGCUGCUUACCUUAAAGCAAAACAUAACUCUGUCUCUCUACAUGAACCAGCUUCCAAAAGGAACUGCUCAGUUAAAAUCAGAGGUGCAUCUCGGGCCCCAGUCAAUCUCUGCAUACGAAGCCAGCGAAGAGCUGAGCCUGCAUGUUGCCCUGGAAGGCAGGAUUUACCUGGCUGUUUGCUGUCCCCCCAAGACUGUCAGAGUGAGCAGCAUGUCAGCUGGGGACAAACUGACCAAGUGGGAGGUGGUUGGUCUUCAGGGAGCCUUGCUGAGCCACUUCAUCGAACCCGUGUACAUCAGCAACAUUCUCGUGGGAAAUGGAAGUUGUAAGGAUACAAAAGGACUGGACAUAACCAUAAAGCAGCGUCUUGAUGAUGAACUUAUUUCAAAGCUUCCCGUGCAUUACCUGGUCAACAGAUCUCAUAUUUACCUGGUGAAAGCUGCACUGCCAAUCCAAACAGAUUUGAACCACUGGUCGCUUAGUUUGAAUUGGACACUGGCAGAUGCAUCCCUGGAGGUUGUGGAUGGAUUAAGUGGGAAAACCACUGAAAGCUCCCCGUUCCGCAGCGGCACCUGCCUGGCCAGCCGCCUGUGCAAGGCCGCCAUGUUCAGCCGCUUCAGGAUGCUCGCCAGGGAAGCAGGACGGGCUGACCUGCUCCAGUUCCCAACGUACCAUGAGGCAAAGAUUAAGUCUCAGCUGUACCAAGAAGCUAAAAGCUUGCUGCAGAGCUAUCUAGAGCAGCACAGUUACGGAUCGUGGAUUGUGAAGUCUCCGCAUAUUGAACAGUUCAGUGAUUGAUGGAGGUGGAUUAAAUGUCAAGUCGGUUUGAAUGAUCUGUUUCAGUAAAUAGAGUUCUGAGUAGUAAAAUGUUCAACUUUUAAGUUGGUAGUUACAGGAAGAAAACAAUUCCAGAACUGCUUCUUGUCAGUUUAAAUGCAGUUAUUCAACUACCUGUAGUAGUUCAGUCUUUUCCAAAAUUGAUGUUUUCUCAUAGGUGGGAGUAUCCAACAGCUUUGUAAAUCUUUGUUCUGCUUUGCCCCCCAGUGCCACCUCAUUUCCUCUCACUGGCCCUCACUCCUACAAAUCCCCACCCUGUGGAAUUAACAUGGCUUUUUCCUGAUAGUUUCAGGAUUUCUGUAUAUUCAGUUCUUCUUUUUCCUCCCUUUCUCAUAACUUUAGAAAAGAAACAAAAAAAACAGUAAAAGCUAGAUUUCUUUAGAAACAAGGUAUACUAACAUGAGAGUCUUCCAGGAAAAAAAAAGAAAUGGACAAUAUGUGCUUAUCUAUAGGCAUUCAUCCUUUGCUGUGAGUUUUGUUUAGUGUCAGUCUGCCAACUGGCUUACAGUUUAUGUUGUUUGUGCUAGAAGAGUUAAAUAAUAAUUUUUGUACUUCCUAAUGUGAAACCUGGAAUGACUGGCUGUUACUCAACUGUUCUGCAACAAGUACUGAUCCUGGUAGUGGGCUUAAAGCAUUAUGCAGGUGUCAAAGCUGUAAUGCAAUGUAGUACAGAAGUCUCCAGAAACAAGGUUUUUUCAGCAUUUGUGGUUUGCCUCAGACCCCAUCAGUGUUAAUGCUUAUGGAUGAAUUGGACUCCUGCACUGAAGAUGACUUCAUCACUGCACUGACAAGUCCUAGUGAAAUCAUCUUGCAUACAACCUGGAAAAUAGUGCCUGUCAAAAGGGAAUUUACUUCCUUUCAAGUCCUGGUGAGAACAUGGUAGCAUUGGGAAGGUGUUGUUAAGUGCCAUGUUUGGAGUUGGCGUGGUGUUGUGAACGGUGCUGUGUUCAAGCUAGGCGGUACACCUGGAUUAUGUUUGUGAUUGCUGUAAAUCAUGUGAGGGGAGGGUUACACAGUGUUCUCAUACAUCAGGAAUAACGAACCUAGGGCUGUAGUCACAUUUCACCUUCUUAGUGUUAGAGGAUUCUCAAAGAAGUUCCUCCUCCUGGUGUUGGUUUUUUCCUUAGUCUGUUCUUCCAGCUAAUAUGUGGAGUCUUCUGUUGGGAUGAUCUUUUGCUCAUUCACAAAUUGUUGAAACUUGCUGACCUGUUACUACUUGGUCCUUGACCUUUUUUUGGCUAAUGUGCUCUCUUGUUUUCUGUUACUGUGCCUUAACUUUGGGGGUGGUGUGGUGGUUUUUGGUUCAUUGUGGCACAUGUUCCACAGACUGCUUGUUCCAUGUAGUAUUUUCUAAGAAUGCUUGGGAAUGGCUGUCAUAUUCCAAGCUAGAGCGCAGUGUUGCCUUUUUGUAGGGGUGUUGAAAGUUCAAUAAAUGUCCUUGACAAUG